UUGGGUGACUCAAAUGGAUCACGCUGGAUUUUCCAUCCCGGAACUCAGCACAUAAUCCCUCCAGGAGAAGGAGAGAGGGAGAGAGACUGCUGAGGGAACUUUGUGUCCGUCUUCCUGGAGGUUAUUGUGCCACUUGGAAGCCAAUGUGCCCCUCGGGAGGGUAGGGGAGGGGCGGCUGGACAGGAAGCGAGGUGCAGGGGUUCACUUUGUGGCCUGAAACUGGAAUACGUUGGUGGGCCUUGAACAGGGCAAGCAUGAUGGGAUCAAGUGCCUCUGAGGUCAUCUUUAUCUCUGUCAUUCACAACAUCACUUUGAUGGGGAAGGUGUGGCUCGUUGUGAUGUUCUUCCUCCGUAUCCUGAUCCUCCUCUUGGCCGGUUAUCCUCUCUACCAGGACGAGCAGGAGCGAUUUGUGUGUAACACCAUUCAGCCCGGAUGUGCAAACGUGUGUUAUGAUCUGUUCUCUCCUAUCUCUCUCUUCCGCUUCUGGCUGGUGCAGCUCGUCACCUUGUGUCUCCCCUACGUCGUCUUCAUCAUCUACGUGGUCCAUAAGGUCUCGAAUGGCUUCACCGUGGAUAUGAACCCCAUUGGCCACACGAAAGCCUUCCCGGUGCUCAAGAUCCGCCAAGAACCGUUCAGCAAGACCUCUGUGAACAAGAUGGCUGAGGGGGGGUGGGCCCGGUGCUUCACGGGAGCCUACGUCCUCCAUCUGUCGGUCAGAACGCUGCUGGAGGCCGGGUUUGGGGCAGCUCACUACUAUCUGUUUGGAUUCUACAUCCCCAGGAGGUUCCUGUGCCAGUAUCCACCGUGCACCACCCAGGUGGACUGCUACAUCUCCAGGCCCACUGAGAAAACCGUGAUGCUCAACUUCAUGCUCGGCGGGGCUGCGUUGUCCCUCUUCCUGAACGUGCUGGAUUUCAUCUGCACCAUCAAACGCUCGGUGAGGAAGAAGAGCAAGAGCAAGACGAUGGUGGUGGAGAAGAUAUGUGAGGAAGAGCAGUGUUUCCUUUCAGGGACGGGAGUCUCAAGAGAAUUAGAACCAAACGAUUCACCGGCGAAGCCGGAACAAGAAGCAGAGGCUGGUCACAAAGGGAGUUUCCGGAAAAGGCGAAGCAGCAAGAGCUCUUAUGGAGGGCUUGCUUUAGGUCAGGAAGCCCCCUGCCUGGAGCGCUCCUCUCUUCCACGCUCUCCAAGAAACCAAGGCUACAACACCAACGGAAACAAUGACUCUGUUUCCCAAGAGGAAGCACUGGAAAGGAAUGGCAGCGAAGUGGCUCUGUGCCCCCCAGAGCCACCAGGGACACCCAGAUCCAUCCGUGUUAGCAAACGCGGUCGGCUCAAACCGCCACCUCCGCCCAGACGGGACCUUGGGUCUUCCCCCAGGGAGCCGGCAGGGCCCUUUGGAGAUGUCCCCACAGCAAUGUGUGCCAGAAGGGUGGGUCAGUAUACGCUGGUUGAGCUGGCUAGCGGCGCAGAGCUACACACCAAUGAGGAAGAGAAAAGGUCAGAGUGGGUGUGAGGGUUUGAUUGCUUUACUUACAGGUUAUUUUGGAGCAAAAGAAUGGGACCCAUAGCUGUGGAAGCAAUGUGAUAAACAGACAGAGAUAAUGGAGUGGCUGAUAGAGAUGCCAUCCUUCAUUUGAAAAUGCACACUGGACUGCCACGUGAGGAGGUUACACAACCGCAAUGCAUUCACAAGACGCCCACAAGGCACGUUGCCUUUCGAGAGACGCUCGCCGAGUGCUGACAAGUGACAAGAAGUCAAGGCCUGAAGAGGAACUCUCUAAACGAGGCAGGAAUGACAGGACGCUCUGGCCUUCAGCGCCCUCGAACAAACCUCAACCUCGUGCACCUGUUUCUUCCCCGGACACACUGUCCAUGAACAAAGGCAGACCUUGACCUGAUCCACAUAUAUAACCGCACCCCCACUCUAUAUGAUACCACCGUGUCUUUUGUAUUUGGGUCACUGGGGUCAAAGGACAUGGUUAGCCUUCAGGCCCUGUUCUUGGAUGUUUGGGUGACCUUUUGGAAUUAGUAGGUCAGGCCCAAAUGAAAAGGCAAUAAUCUGUCUGAGGUGGUGUUAUCGGACUCAAGGAAUGGAAUAGGAUUCCUCCGUCAGAAGCGAAGGACACUAUGAAGGACCCUAAAGCCUACAUAGGCUCACAAAGCAAUUAUGCUCCCCCACAGGGUCUCUGUAUUUAUGGAGACGGCUUGUCACUCUAUUUCAGGGCCUCGCAGAGCUUAGGAUGAACACAAGCCUGAACAUGCACUGUCACUAGAAAUAGAGCAAAGGAGCAGCGCUGCCUGUUGCCCUUCAGCAUAUGUGCUGCCUGCUCGCUGUGGCUUUGGUUUCACCUUGAUCAAAGCUCAGAUUAAUGUGGGUCAGACACUCCCAGCAUGACGCACGUCAAUCUUAGACAGGACACUGUUUAUUGUCGGGUUGCUGUACCGUUUGAUUGUCAUUUACCUUUCCUGAAAUGUUUCCAGGUUUUUCUCAACCGGUCAUUCUAUUUUCAUGAAAUCUCCGGACUACUGAACACAGAUGACUGUGAGGAGACUCCCAGUGAAUCAUCACAGUUGCACCUGCCGCUCUGUAGCUGUGGGGCCGGUCUCUGUGUAAACGGAUAGCUCUUGAUCUUCCUCCUCUUGUGGUCUCUUUGAAGGCGACAAACAAAAGCUCCUCAGCCUCAUGUCUCACCUAUCGACUGAGGGCUGCACCCUGCCCGUCAUGAGGGUGACCACAGGGGGUCAUCAGGAGGGCAUUGCAGGUCUAAUCGCCACACACCUUCUAGAAUACACCCAGUGGACUCCGUUACACUUGUGUAGUCUGCAUAGACUGUGUAACUUUUGGGUGAUUGUUCAUGUAAAUAAGCCAUAAGGAAGUCACUUCAUUAUUUGUUUCAAAAAGUGAUAUUUUUGUUGUAGUAUUCAAUAUACAAACAUGUAAUCAUCUAUAUGUUUUAUGAUCACUUAUUUCCUUUUUAUAUUGCGAUUUAUUUUUCAUUGAAAACAAUGAGUGCCUGAUUCUUAAUAAAAGUCAUAUUCCAAAUGCAAUUUAUAGUCAUCGUCCGAUACAAUAUCAAUUGAAUACAUAUGCGGUUUGAUACACUAGUUUGUUUCUUUAUACAGUAAAACAAUCUUUGAGAGGUUGAUCUCUUCUGUUUCUCAUCUCAUUGACUUGUCUGUGACAUUAAUGUUUGUUACUUUCUGCUCUCUGAUCCAGUUCAUUGAGCUGCAGCCACUUUAACAAUGCUGUAGCUUGAAAUCAUGCUGCCCUCCAGUGACGUAAAUAUGAAAUGCUGCCAUAUAUUUAAUCCAACACUUGAAUUCAGACGCCUUUUGUGGUGACAGAUUUUCAUAUGUGAAAAUUUGCAUCUUCAUAAAACAUUUGGUCGUGACACUUUCCUUUAAUAAAGUCUGUCUUGUGUUUACAGUCAAUGAUAACCUUUUCAAUAUUAAACCCCGAUCUUUUGUAACAGUUUA
Messenger RNA from Pseudoliparis swirei, 3481 nucleotides. It is a transcript of the gene gjd4, whose product is annotated as gap junction protein delta 4. Lineage: Eukaryota; Metazoa; Chordata; Actinopteri; Perciformes; Liparidae. Bases 255 to 1517 code for a protein of 420 amino acids. Gene Ontology annotation, cellular component: connexin complex. The transcript has 2 exons. Gene Ontology annotation, biological process: cell communication. The record is from RefSeq and is a predicted model, not a curated record.